AUAAAGAUUAUUUCCGGGGGAUAUCGGAGACAAUGGAAACAAAGAAAGUGGCGGUCGUGGGUGCUGGAUUAAGCGGACUAAUAGCUUGCAAAUUAAUUUUAUCCAAAGGAUUAACCCCAAUUGUGUUCGAAGCUAAAGACGUGAUUGGUGGCCUUUGGAAUGACACCAUUGAGUCGACGGUAUUACAAACGCGUAGACAAAUGUUUGAGCUCUCCGAUUUUCCUUGGCCGAAAUCGGUGACAGAAGAAUACCCAAGGUAUGAUCAAGUUCUUGAUUACCUCAAAUCUUACGCCGAACAUUUUGGAUUGUUUAAGUAUAUCAGACUCAACACAAAAGUCUUAAGCAUCGAAUACGAAGGAUUCUCCGAUGAGGAGAUCAAUAGUUGGACUUAUUGGAGUGGCUCUGGCAACGCUUUUUCUGAACGGAGUAAAUGGAAGCUCAGUCUCGUUGAUGCUCGAACUAAUCUUCCACUCCAGGAGGAGGUGGUAGAUUUCGUAGUACUCUGCACAGGAAAAUUCGGCGACAUUCCAAAUAUCCCGAAAUUCCCUCCCAAUGGCGGCCCUAAAGCUUUCAGAAACGGUAAAGCUCUUCAUUAUAUAGAAUAUGCGGCCUUGGAUUUCGACAAUGCUACGAAGCUUGCCAAGGACAAGAGAAUUGCCGUCGUUGGUUUUCAAAAGUCUGCGUUGGAGCUUAUCAGAGAAUUCACCAAUUUAAUUGGCACUAGCAAACCCUGCACUUUGAUUUACAAAACUGAGUAUUGGAACCCUCCCGAUGGUCAACCAUGGGGGAUUCAUAUCGAUUAUCUUUUCGCAAGCCGAUUUGCCGAGCUUCUGAUUCAUAAACCUAACGAGGGUUUCCUUCUCUAUCUCCUCGCCAUGCUUCUUGCCCCAAUUAGAUGGUUGAUCACGAAGUUGGUGGAAUUCCACGUGAGGAGGAAGACAAAAAUGGACAAAUACGGGAUGGUGCCAAAACAUAGCAUUUUACAGGACGUCACUUCAUGUAGAUACGCAGUAUUGCCUGAGAGAUUCUACGAAAGAGUGGAGGAAGGAAGUAUAGUUUUGAAGAAAGCACCAAGUUUCAGCUUCUGUGAAGAGGGUAUCAUGAUCGAAGGAGAAACCAAACCGAUUCCCUUAGAUUUGGUCAUUUUGGCUACUGGAUAUAGAGGUGAUUUGAAGUAUAAAAAUAUUUUUGCUUCCUCUACUUUUCGGGAUUACAUGAAUUUUGGUGAUGCAGCACUUCCUCUAUACAGGCUAUGUAUUCAUCCCAGAAUCCCACAAGUAGCCGUGAUUGGACUUACAGAAAGCAUUUCGAACUUGUACACCUCAGAGAUAAGGUGUCGAUGGUUGGUGGAGUUUCUUGCCGGUACAUUCAAGCUACCAAGCAUCAAGGAGAUGGAGAAGGACAUAGAAAACUGGGAGAGGUGUCUAAAGCUUUACUCAGGAGAGUCUUAUUGGCGAGGUUGCAUUGGCAUGUUGCAUCAUCAUUACAAUGAUCAAGUGUGCAAAGACAUAGGGUGGAACCCCAGAAGGAAGAAGGGCUUCUUUGCUAACUUGUUUGUCCCUCAUCGCCCUACAGACUAUGCCUCCCCUGAUAAUUGGUAAAACCAAACCUCUCAUCCCUCUACUAUGUAAUAAAACUUGUGUUGCAAUUUCAGCACCUCCAUUUGGUGGUUUUGGUUAGUUGAAGUUGUUUUGUUUUUUUCUUUUCACUUUCUUCUGAACCAAAUUAAUAAAAAUCAUGUGAUAAUGUGAGAGGCCGAUAUGCUAUUUUUAGUUUA
Messenger RNA from Cucumis melo (muskmelon), 1777 nucleotides. RefSeq names its product probable flavin-containing monooxygenase 1. The transcript is spliced from 5 exons. Bases 33 to 1601 code for a protein of 522 amino acids. Lineage: Eukaryota; Viridiplantae; Streptophyta; Magnoliopsida; Cucurbitales; Cucurbitaceae. Gene Ontology annotation, molecular function: NADP binding; N,N-dimethylaniline monooxygenase activity; flavin adenine dinucleotide binding. The record is from RefSeq and is a predicted model, not a curated record.